UCAGAGCUGCUGUACAUAAUAAUAGAGCCUAAUGAGCCGAGUCCACGUUUUCUUUUCAAAAAUUCAGUUUUAUCCGUGAUUUUGCUUUUACCCUGUAAUUUUUUUUUAAGUUUUACAUUUCAUUUAUUCAAUUGCAAGUACACGUGAGUAUUUGAAGUGCUCGUCGAACGAGUUAAACAACUAUCAAAGAAGAUUUCGUCAGGAAAUUUCAUUCUGGAGAACAGAACGUGACCGAGAAAGAUUAUUACCGCAGUCUGGUAGUGUGCAUAAAUAAUGUUAAAGAUUGGGACGGAGGACGCAAGUUACGCGGACCACCAAAAAAGUAGAAAGAAAACGUCGACGAGUCUGUCAUACGUAUCGAUAAAUAAUAUAAGUCGCGAAUUCAUAUCCGAUUUCCUUCUUCAUUCCCCUUGAGCUUAAGGUUUAUGUAUUUAAAAUGUUUUUUUUUUUAAAUACUUUAUGAUUGAUAUUUGCCAUAUCAUAAAGUAAUUUGUCAAUUGAUCCAAUGUACUAUUAAAUUGACAAAAUGCUUUUUCGUUUGAAAAAUAAAUAGAAAAUUUCACCACAUACAUCUUGUCACACGCUAAUUUGGAAGAGCGUGCUCAACAAGGGCGACCCACGUUCAAAUUAUUGUUGGCCCUGACAAGGGCCGUUGGUUUGUCUUGUCUGACAAAAGAGGCUUAAAGAAGCUUGAUUUUCGGCUUCCUCGGAGACGCUCACCUAGCCUUCAGGCGCUAGAUGAUGGCGGUUGGCGAGACGGGCGUAGGUUGUUCGAGGUGGCCCCGUUUUUUCGGCGAGACGUCUAUGAUUUUCCGGGUCUUGGUGGUGUCCGCGUGAGUCCGUUGCGGCCGCGUGAUGAUGCGGGCCGUGGUUUGGAUUAUGUCUGGAUGGAUGGUGGUCUUGGCCGGAGUCCGUGCGGAAGUCUGGGAAGGCCGUUGGACUGGGCCGAGAAUCUCUUCAACCACCAGAUUGUUCUCGCUGGGAAGGUCUGGAGUCGCCGGUUGCGGGAGCCGUGAUGUUAAACCGGGUUUCGGCGUCUUCUUGGCGGCAGCUCGCUUUUUUCGGAUGGCUUCUACUCGCUCUUCGCAUCGGCGAUCUAAGCGUCGCAGGUAGGAGGCUGUUCUUCUUCAAGGCAUUGAUGGAGGUCCGUCCCGUACCGCUGUUGAAGUUGGAGUGAGCUGUCUAGGGAUGCCGCCGUGUGAAUCGAUUAAUUGAGAAAUCGAUCUUUUCGGUGGCAAUAAUCGAUAUAUUAAAUCGAUUCUUUUCGUUCAAUUAAUUGAUUGAAUCGAUUUUUUGAGUGCAAGAUCGACUGCGUAAAAUUGUAUUUCUUGUUCUUUUAAUUUAAAAAAACUUUAUUUACGAAAAAUAGCGUCAUAAGAGUACUAAGUAGCCCUCGCAUGGUUUGUGCGCUCUGCGCCUCUGCGUCGUGUUCCACACGUUUCGUUAUGCACAAUGCACAUGCGCAAUUCGCAUUUAUAUUUUAUAUUAUCGUUAUUCUCGUUCUCUUUUUUAAUCUUCAAAAAAAUUAUCAUCGCUAGAGUCUUUGCAUGUUGUGCUUCGAACUUCGGUCAUCAUGACGUCGUGUGCACCUGCAGGUAAGAUUACCUUAUAUAUUUAAGUGCAUUUCUUCAUUUAAUUUAAAAACUUGCACGCGACAUACAGGUUAUGUUUUAGCGUGCCCGUGCACGCACAGGGCAGGUCGCCAGUCACCAGUUUGUCGAAGACUUAACACUUUUCAACAUUUUACGCUAUUGUAUGUAUAAUGAAAAACUGAAAAAAAUAUGUCAAGUGACUUGUCACUUUUCGAAUCCAGUUUGUGCAAUAUUUUUGGUAAUAUAUUUUUGCUUGAAUUUUUAGAAGAAACUUCGGCCAGGGUGUACUCGAUGUAUUUCCAAAUUAAUCGACAGGAUCCUUGGAAAGCUGACGGGAUCGACUUUGCGACGUACAUUAAAUUAAAACAUUCGAAAGUAUUUCCGAUUGAGUACGUCAAAGAUUUAUUGGACAAAACGGCAAUCUUGAACUAUGACGAAGACAUUGAGGUAUUGCGCCGGUCCAUCGAUGGCAUUGAUUAUGAGGUGAUUUUCGCAAAAGAUGAAGAUGUAGAUGAAGUGUCCUCGAUAGGCCCAGCAGAAACUAACAAGACGGCAUUGACAGCAAGCACCUCCGGAACCACUACUAUGGGUCCUGAUUCUCCAACUCCGAUUCCCUCAAUCGUCAUGGACAAGCACGCAUCAAAAGGACCGCGAUUCAAGCCGACUCAACCGAAGAAGAGCAGCGUCUGGACAUAUUUCGUCAAAACCCAGGACGGUGGUCAGUGCAAACUGUGCCAUAAAGAUGUCAAAUCUCGUGGAAAUACUACGAAUUUGACUAACCAUAUACUUAGGAAUCACAAAAACGACAAAACUCCAAAGCUGAUACGAGAAAAUACUCAGAGUUCAAUACAAAAAAAUAAUCUCGAAAUUGAUCCGGAUGAUCCCGUCGUCGCCACUGUUUCUACACAACGUGAUACGCAUUGCCAACCCAGGAUCGACACGAGCGUUUCUAGGAUAUCUUCGUUCAAAAAUGGAGGUUCCAAAGCUAGUGCAAUCACGAAUGCGUUGAUCUAUAUGAUCGCGAAAGAUGAUUUGCCCAUAAAUACAACCGAGAAAACCGGAUUCAAGUACUACAGCUCCGUUGCUACGCCGCUUUAUGACGUUCCCAAGCGCACCGCGAUAACCGCUGCUAUUGAUCGAAAAUAUGAAGUGCUUUCAGCGCUAAUGAAAGAAAAGUUUCUCCAGAUUGCCAACGUCACGCUUACUGCAGAUAUCUGGACGGAGACGAUGAAUACGCAAAGUUUUCUGGGAUGCACUGCCCAUUUCCUCGAUGAUGACAAACUUCUGACGGUAGCCUUGGACACGGUGGAAUUGAACGAGCGCCACACGAGUGCAUAUAUUCAGGGCACGUUUAAGUCAAUAUGCGAAACUUGGAACAUCGAGCUUGAAAAAGUCAGCGCUAUUGUCACGGAUAGUGGAGCGAACGUUUUAAAAGCGGCGUGCGAUACAUUCGGUUCGAACCGUCAUCUAGCGUGCUUUGCCCAUUCACUCAAUCUGGUGUUCACGAGAGUCAUCGAUGGAACUGAACCCCUGAAAGAGCUGAUCACAAAAAUUAAAGUCAUCGUCACAUACUUCAAGCAUUCAACGCCUGCUGCUGAUGAACUCCGCAAAUCUCAGGUUGAAUCUUCUCAACUGCGUUUGAUACAAAAUGUAUCGACUCGAUGGAACUCGACCUUUUACAUGCUUGAGAGGUUUCUGGUACUCAUUGAUCCGAUCAGUUCAAUUUUGCUCAAGCUACCAAAAUCGCCGCCGUUGUUGACAGCCGAUGAAAUUGCCACCGUUCGAGACACAGUGCGCGUACUGCAGCCAGCUGAAAUGGUAACGAAGGAUCUAAGCGGUCAAAACUACGUUACGACCAGCAAGAUUAUUCCAACGGUUUAUUGCCUAAAAAAGUCCAUCGAGGGAGUUAAGACGACAUCGGAAAUUGUAGAGAAUUUCAAAAAUGCGAUCCUUAAAGAGCUCGAUAAACGCUUCAAGGGGAUUGAACUGAACCCUCUCACUGCGAUUGCAAACAUACUCGACCCCAGAUUCAAGCGAAUGUAUUUUUCGUCGGCAUUAUCGUGCGCUAAACUCAUCGAAAAAGUAAAUGUUCUCGUAAAGCAGUCCAAAUUGAAUAAACUCGGAGCUCAACAUCAACAGCCGGAAAAGCAUCUCGAGAAAGAGCGUGAGCGAAGUGGUAAUGACAAUGACGUUUGGAAAUUCCAUACGGAACUUGUAAAUCAACACAAGAAUUACGAUACAGAGACAAGCACCUCUGGGGGUCUCGAUGUGGAUCUUAAACAAUAUUUGGCUAACGAAACUAUUCCAUUGAACGCCGACCCCAUCAAAUAUUGGAUUGAUCGCAAAGAAAAUACUCCUGGAUUGGCUUCUAUAGCGCUGAAAUAUUUGUCUACCGUGGCGUCAUCUACACCGUGUGAGAGAUUGUUUUCUAUGGCCGGAAAUAUCGCAACUCCAAAUCGUAACAAGCUCAGCGGAAAACACCUAUCCCGAUUACUUUUUUUGAAAUCUUUAGAAUUCGAAAAAUGGCGCAUGUAGAUCUUGCGUUAUAACGAGCAUUCUCGUACGUUAGCGUCAUAUUUUUCCUUUAAUAUCAUAUCAUAAUAUAUCAUAAGUUAGCAGCGGAGCAUGUAAGUAUGCUUAUAACGAACCGGAUCGUUCGUUUGUGAUAUUAAUAUAAUUUUUUAUAUUUUAUUUCGCAAAGUCGUACAUGUAAACGUUGCUUGAUCCGUUUUUAAUACAAGUUUGCUUUUAAUCUUUUUAUUUCCUAAAAUGGCGUUUAGUUCCUGAAUUGUUGCCGUGAUGGAAGAUAUGAAUUUAAUUUUUCGUUAAUUUUGUAUUUAAUUUUCGUUUAACUGAAGCAAACAGAGAACACAUUUACGGUUGUAAUAAUACACAAAGAAUAAUUAUAUGCGUAAUAUUUAAUAUAUGCAAAAAAUUAUAAAAUGAUAAUGAAAAAGUUCCUAAUUUUUUUUUUAUUUUAAAAGAAGGAUUAAUAUUUUAUUUUUUGUUUCACGAAAGAAUCUUUGUGUACUCAACAGGUAAAAGAAAAAUCGAUAAAACAAUGUA
This is a messenger RNA of Venturia canescens, 4658 nucleotides long. RefSeq names its product E3 SUMO-protein ligase ZBED1-like. The coding region runs from base 1782 to 4127 and encodes 781 amino acids. The record is from RefSeq and is a predicted model, not a curated record. Lineage: Eukaryota; Metazoa; Arthropoda; Insecta; Hymenoptera; Ichneumonidae. Gene Ontology annotation, molecular function: protein dimerization activity; DNA binding. The transcript has 5 exons.